This is a messenger RNA of Zymoseptoria tritici IPO323, 1465 nucleotides long. It is a transcript of the gene PDI, whose product is annotated as protein disulfide isomerase. The annotation marks the transcript as partial. Gene Ontology annotation, cellular component: endoplasmic reticulum lumen. The record is from RefSeq and is a predicted model, not a curated record. Gene Ontology annotation, biological process: response to endoplasmic reticulum stress. Lineage: Eukaryota; Fungi; Ascomycota; Dothideomycetes; Mycosphaerellales; Mycosphaerellaceae. The transcript has a single exon. Gene Ontology annotation, molecular function: protein-disulfide reductase activity; protein disulfide isomerase activity.
GUAAAAAGCCAACCUCGAGGACACAUGUCCUGCAACUUACGUUCGUUCCGCGACAUUCCAUUAAUCAGAAAGAUUCUCUGUCAAUUGGUUUAACACAAUGGUCAAGUCAGCACAGAUCGCCGCUGUUGCAGCGUCUAUCCUUCUCUAUGGCGCCGAUGCUUUCUACACGAAAGACUCUCCUGUCCUCCAAGUCGAAUCACGAACGUACGACAACCUGAUCGCAAAGUCGAACCACACGAGCAUUGUCGAGUUCUACGCGCCUUGGUGUGGCCAUUGCAAGAACCUCAAGCCAGCAUACGAGAAAGCUGCCAAGUCGCUCUCUGGUCUGGCCAAGGUCGCGGCUGUGAACUGCGAUGAGGAAGCCAACAAGCCGCUAUGCGGCAGAAUGGAAGUCAAGGGCUUUCCUACUCUCAAGAUCGUUCGUCCUGGCAAGAAACCUGGGAGGCCAGUUGUCGAAGACUACAACGGGGAGCGCAGUGCGAAGGGUAUCGUGGAUGCAGUUAUCGAUAAGAUCCCCAAUCACGUCAAGAGAUUGAAAGAUUCGGACAUUGAAGGCUGGGUGGCAGCAGGUACAACACCAAAGGUGCUUCUGUUCACGGACAAGGGUACGGUCAGCGCACUGUUGAAGUCAGUUGCGAUUGACUUCUUGGAUGGCUUGGAAGUUGGGCAGGUCAGGAACAAGGAGACCAAGGCUGUAGAGGCGUACGGUGUCACAAAGUUUCCGACACUGAUGCUCUUACCCGGAGAUGGAAAAGAGCCCGUGAAAUACGACGGUGAGCUGAAGAAAGAAGCCAUUGUCAAGUUCCUCUCGCAAGCAGCGACACCGAACCCAGACCCGGCCCCAAGCAAGAAGAAGCCAAAGACCGAUAAGAAGAAGGACAAGGAUGCUUCGUCGUCUUCCAAGUUCUCGAAAUCCUCGGCUUCACAAGCUUCGAAGCAGGCCGAGACGGACGCCGCCUACCAGACCGACGAAACCAUCGUCGAUAAUCCUACGGACUCUCCCAGUCCCGAAGUUGACCAAGAGCAGAAGCAGAAGCCGAUCAAUCUGCCCAAGCCUGCCCCGUCGAUUGCACAGCUGGCAGAGGAACUCUUGCUCCAGCACAAAUGUCUCAACGACAAGGCUGGAACCUGCGUGCUGGCUCUGCUACCUGAAGACAGCGCUUCCGAGAAGACUGUCGAGGCUGUCCAAAGUCUGAGCGACCUUCACUACAAGCACAAGUCGGCCAAGAGAACACUGUUCCCAUUCUACCAAAUUCCGGCUUCGAAUGCCCAAGCAAAAGCUCUUCGAACCCAGCUCGAUCUUUCCCCAACAGAGGUCGAGAUCAUCGCUACCAACGGCAAGAGGUCGUGGUGGAGGCACUACAAGGGUGCGGACUUCAGACUCUCGGGACUCGAAGACUGGGUCGAUGCUAUCCGUAUGGGUGACUCUCCAAAGUCAAAAAUGCCAGAUGGCUUGAUCGUCGAC